AUGCGGCGGGCGCUCGGCACCCUCGGCUGCUGCCUGGGCCUGCUCCUGCUGCUGCCGCUCCUCCUGCUGCUGCUGCCGCCCGCGGCGCGGGGCUCCCCGCACCGCCUGCGCCGGCAGCCGCGGCCGGGCGGCGGCCUCUCCGGGAGCCACGCCGCGGCAGACACUGCCUGCAAGAACCGGCCCCUAGACCUUGUCUUCAUCAUAGACAGUUCCCGUAGCGUCCGACCUGAAGAGUUUGAAAAAGUGAAAAUCUUUUUGUCAAAAAUGAUUGAUACUCUGGACAUCGGUGAAAGAACAACUCGUGUGGCAGUCAUGAAUUAUGCUAGCACUGUCAAGGUAGAGUUUCCACUCCGGACCUACUUUGAUAAAGCAUCUAUGAAGGAGGCUGUAUCUCACAUUGAGCCCUUGUCUGCUGGCACAAUGACUGGCCUUGCCAUCCAAACUGCCAUGGACGAAGUCUUCACUGAGGAAAUGGGCACCCGGCCAGCAACCUUCAAUAUCCCCAAGGUGGUCAUUGUUGUGACAGAUGGACGACCACAGGACCAGGUUCAAGAUGUGGCAGCAAGCGCCCAGACAGCUGGCAUUGAGAUCUAUGCAGUUGGGGUAGACCGGGCAGACAUGCAGUCCCUGAGGAUAAUGGCCAGCGAACCACUGGAUGAACACGUCUUUUAUGUGGAGACCUAUGGUGUGAUCGAAAAGCUGACAUCCAAAUUCAGAGAGACUUUCUGUGCUGUGAAUGUGUGUGCACUUGGGACCCAUGACUGCGAGCAGGUCUGUGUGAGUAACGGCGGAUCCUACCUUUGUGAUUGCUAUGAAGGCUACACUCUGAAUCCAGAUAAGAGAACCUGCUCAGCAGUGGACAUGUGUGCACCUGGCAGGCACGAGUGUGAUCAGAUCUGUGUGAGUAACAAUGGAUCCUAUGUCUGUGAAUGCUAUGAAGGCUACACCCUGAAUCCAGAUAAGAAAACUUGCUCAGCCAUGGACAUGUGUGUACCUGGAAGGCAUGAUUGUGCACAAGUCUGUCUGAGUAAUGAUGGAUCCUACAGCUGUGACUGCUAUGAAGGAUACACUCUGAAUCCAGAUAAGAAGACUUGCUCAGAUGAAGCAAAAAUAAAGGGACUUGCAGCUCCUAGCAAUCUUUCUGUGAAUCAAACUCUUGAAGGUCAUAGUGGUUCUGUGCAAGUGGUGACGUGGAAUGAACAGUAUCAAAAACUGACUACCAGUGAUCAAAAUGGACUUAUCAUUGUGUGGAUGCUGUAUAAAGGUGCUUGGUAUGAAGAGAUGAUUAACAAUAGAAAUAAAUCUGUUGUUCGAAGUAUGAGCUGGAAUGCUGAUGGACAAAAGAUUUGUAUUGUAUAUGAAGAUGGAGCUGUGAUUGUUGGAUCAGUAGAUGGCAAUCGCAUUUGGGGAAAAGACUUGAAAGGUACCCACCUGUGCCACGUGGCCUGGUCCUCCGAUAGCAAAGUUUUACUCUUUGGAAUGGCAAAUGGAGAGAUUCACAUUUAUGACAAUCAGGGAAAUUUUAUUGUGAAAAUGAAACUGAGUUGUUUGGUGAACUUAACUGGAGCAUUCAGUAUUGCUGGAAUACAUUGGUAUCAUGGUACAGAAGGCUACAUUGAACCAGAUUGUCCUUGUCUUGCUGUCUGUUAUGACAACGGAAGAUGCCAGAUAAUGAGAGAUGAGAAUGACCACAAUCCUGUUUUGAUUGACACUGGUAUGAAUGUAGUAUGUAUUCAGUGGAACCACUGUGGAAGCGUAUUGGCGGUGGCAGGCUCCCUAAAAGCAACUUCUCAAGAUAAAGAUGUAAACAUUGUGCAGUUCUAUACUCCGUUUGGUGAGCAUUUGCGCACACUGAAAGUUCCUGGCAAACAGAUAUCUGCCUUGUCUUGGGAGGGAAGUGGACUGAAAAUUGCACUAGCUGUCGAUUCUUACAUAUAUUUUGCAAACAUUCGUCCAGAUUACAAGUGGGGUUACUGUUCCAAUACAGUUGUUUAUGCGUAUACCCGACCUGACCGUCCAGAAUACUGUGUAGUCUUUUGGGACACAAAAAACAAUGAGAAGUACGUGAAAUAUGUCAAGAGCUUGAUUUCCAUAACAACUUAUGGAGACUUCUGUGUUUUAGCAACUAAAGCAGAUGAAAAUCAACCUCAGUAUGUGCUGGUUCUCUGCAAUUCUAUUGGCACUCCCUUGGACCCAAAAUAUAUUGAUAUUGGGCCGCUAUUUGUCACAAUGACCAAAACGCAUGUGAUAGCAGCUUCAAAAGAAGCGUUUUACAUCUGGCAGUAUCGUGUGGCCAAGAAGCUCACAGCAAUGGAAAUUAAUCAGGUAGCACGGACCAGAAAAGAAGGCAGGGAAAGGAUUUAUCAUAUUGAUGACACCCCUUCAGGAUCUGCAGAUGGACACCUUGAUUACAGCAGAGCUAUUGAAGGAACAAGAGAUCCAAUUUGUGCAAUAACAGCAUCUGAUAAGAUACUGCUUGUGGGAAGAGAAUCCGGCACUAUUCAGAGAUACAGCCUUCCUAACGUUGGUAUAGUACAGAAGUAUACCCUGAACUGUCGUGCAUAUCAGCUGUCUUUGAACUGCAACUCCAGUCGUGUUGCUAUCAUAGACCUUUCAGGUGUUUUGACUUUCUUUGACUUGGAUACACGGGUAGUAGACAGUACAGGACAGCAAGUGAUAGGUGAGCAGCUGAAACUGGAACGCAAAGAUGUCUGGGAUAUGAAGUGGGCCAAAGAUAACCCAGAUUUGUUUGCAAUGAUGGAGAAAACAAGAAUGUAUGUUUUCAGAAACUUGGAUCCGGAGGAACCUAUACAAACUUCUGGAUACAUUUGCAACUUUGAAGAUUUAGAAAUCAAAUCUGUUCUUCUGGAUGAAAUAUUAAAGAAUCCUGAACAUCCUAACAAAGAUUACAUCAUCAAUUUUGAGAUUCGGUCAUUACGAGACAGUCGAGCAUUGAUUGAAAAAGUUGGCAUUGAGGAAUCUUCCCAAUUCAUAGAAGACAAUCCACAUCCCAGACUUUGGCGUCUCCUGGCUGAAGCUGCUCUUCAGAAGCUGGAUCUGCAGACUGCUGAACAAGCUUUUGUACGUUGCAAAGAUUAUCAAGGUAUUAAAUUUGUGAAGCGUCUAGGCAACCUGCAGAGCGAGUCAAUGAAGCAAGCAGAAGUGGCAGCCUAUUUUAGCAGAUUUGAAGAAGCUGAAAGAAUGUAUCUGGAUAUGGACAGAAGAGAUCUUGCCAUUGGACUACGGAUAAAACUGGGAGAUUGGUUUCGAGUAUUGCAGCUAUUGAAAACUGGCUCAGGUGAUUCAGAUGAUGCCCUUCUUGAACAAGCACACAAUGCUAUUGGAGAUUACUUUGCAGACCGUCAGAAAUGGUUAAAUGCUGUACAGUAUUAUGUACAAGGACGAAACCAGGAACGUUUAGCUGAAUGUUACUACAUGCUGGAGGACUACCAAGGACUGGAGAAUCUAGCUAACUCACUUCCGGAGAACAAUAAAUUGCUUCCUGAUAUAGCUUAUAUGUUUGUAAGAGUGGGGAUGUGUGAACAAGCUGUAGCAGCCUUUCUGAAAUGUAAUCGACCAAAGGAUGCAGUAGAUACCUGUGUACAUCUCAACCAGUGGAAUAAAGCUGUGGAGCUGGCUAAAAAUCACAAUAUGAAAGAGAUUGGAUCCUUGUUAGCCAGAUAUGCAAGUCAUUUACUGGAAAAAAAUAAAAUCCUCGAUGCUAUAGAACUCUAUCGUAAAGCCAAUUAUUUCUUUGAAGCCGCUAAGCUCAUGUUCAAGAUUGCAGAUGAAGAAUCAAAGAAAAGGACAAAGCCUUUGCGAGUUAAAAAGCUUUAUGUAUUAUCAGCCUUACUUAUAGAACAGUGCCAUGAACAAAUGCAAAAUGCACAAAGGGGAAAAGUUAAAGGAAAAAGUUCAGAGACUGCUUCAGCUUUGGCUGGUUUGCUAGAAGAAGAUGUUCUUUCUUCAACUAAUCGCUUUGCAGACAAUGCUUGGCGAGGAGCUGAGGCUUACCAUUUUUUCAUACUUGCACAAAGACAGCUCUAUAAAGGUUCUGUAGAUGCAGCACUUAAAACAGCUCUUCAUUUGCGAGAUUAUGAAGACAUUAUCCCUGCAGUUGAAAUCUAUUCCCUUUUGGCACUCUGUGCAUGUGCAAAUAGGGCAUUUGAUAUUUGUUCAAAAGCCUUUGUUAAACUAGAAUCCUUGGAAGCUCUUAGGCCAGAGCAGAGGCAACAGUAUGAAGACCUUGCUCUAGAGAUAUUCACGAGACAUUGUCCGAAGUAUAACAAAAAAUCUGAUCUGGAUGACGUUAUUGAGAGUGGAGAUGGGAAACUUCCUGUAUGUGUUGCAACAGGAGACCCUAUCCUGGAGUAUCGAUUCUGGAUGUGCAGUGUAUGUAAGCAUUGUAUGAAAGCCAAAGAAGCAAGCAAUUAUAACUUCUGUCCUCUGUGCCACAGUACAGCAUAGCAGAGGAUAAAGGACUGUUUAUCCUCAUAUCUGUUAUGUCUCCUACAAAUACUCUCUAAAAUGUUACCGAGGUACUAUAUUUUAAAAUACCACUCAGGCACUGUAUUGUAACAGAUAGUGCCAUUAUUAGAGAAACAUUUUUAAAAAACCCCCAGAAAACCCACAAGAGAAACCUUUACUGGUUCCAUUUCUGUGAAGAACAACUGUGUUACUCUUUUUUUUUUUGUUACUUUUUUUUACAAAGGUUUAAGGUAAAAGCAUUUCUUUUCUAAUUGUAAAGUUAGCCUAGUUUCAAAACCAUGUGAAUUGAAUGUAGGUUCAUCUUAAUACGUUUUACUCUGAGCAAGCUCCAUUUUCCGUUUUUGUAAUUCCACUACUGGGUUUUCUCAAAAUUCACAAUUAUUUUGAAGGAAGUAAUUCCUGAGUUGAAAUAAUGCCACAGUAGUGGUGAUAAUAUUAUUGUAUAUGUUUUUCUACUACUGUUUCACUAGAGCGAUGGUACCAGUUUAGGCAUGCAUUUGUGCUGUUUUCUUUUGCCAAGUGUAUUUAAACCCACCAUAGCAAUAAAGGGCUUGCAAACAUUUAGCAAUCAGUGCCGUUCGUCUGCAUCUGGGUUCUUCAGCUUUGGUGAUGUCUUCAACCAGUUAAGGAAACCUCUGUGAACCUUCAAACUGGUAAUGAGCCGUUUUUUUAAGUGGCUUGAAGAGAGCAGCUGACAUCUGUUGAACAGAUUUCAAGAGUUGAGCUGUCAUCCUUGUACACGCGAAGGUUUAAGGAACGCUGUUUUACUUAGAACUGUGCUGUUCUAUUUUAUUGCUGGAUUUGAGCUUCUGCU
Gymnogyps californianus (California condor) is the source of this 5302-nucleotide messenger RNA. RefSeq names its product WD repeat domain 35 (gene WDR35). Gene Ontology annotation, biological process: intraciliary retrograde transport; non-motile cilium assembly; protein localization to cilium. The coding region runs from base 1 to 4467 and encodes 1488 amino acids. The transcript is spliced from 30 exons. Gene Ontology annotation, cellular component: intraciliary transport particle A; non-motile cilium. Gene Ontology annotation, molecular function: protein binding; calcium ion binding. Lineage: Eukaryota; Metazoa; Chordata; Aves; Accipitriformes; Cathartidae. The record is from RefSeq and is a predicted model, not a curated record.